Messenger RNA from Salvia hispanica, 1182 nucleotides. Lineage: Eukaryota; Viridiplantae; Streptophyta; Magnoliopsida; Lamiales; Lamiaceae. The record is from RefSeq and is a predicted model, not a curated record.
AUGGCUGAUGAAGCUCUGGAUUUGCUACUGCAAACCUUACUCCAAAUCUAUAAACGCGACGAUGAUCUGACCAUCCGUCGUGUAAAACUUCUAAUUAUAUGCAUCCACGACAAAGCUGUCAUUUUGAUGCAUUUUGUCCAACAUUUUCCAGAAAAAGAAGUAAUAAGGGAGGUAGCAAAUACAGCAAAAGAGAUUAUUGAAUAUCUCUUCUCCCCACAGAAUCUAUCAGCUGAUUGUGGAUCUGUCAGACUUUACGAUCAGUUGAGGGAAUUGGAAGAGGAGCUCGACUCAACUGUCGAAGAUGUGGUUGACUACAUACGUCAACAGAGUGAUUCCCCUGCUGUCGGUUCAUCAUCAGUAUCUACACUCGAGAGUGAAGUUGUGGAUCCAGUGGUUGCAACGGAGCUGAUUGUCGUAAAUUCAAAACGGUUCAGGAGAUUAGCCGAGAAAAUAGAGUCAAGUGACAGAGAAUUAGCAGAUGUAGAUCCGAGUGAUACACCUCCACUCACGAUCAAAGAUGUUGCGGUUGGUUUUUCUGAAGAUCUAAGUGACUCUACUGCUGCUACAUCAUCAUCAAGACCUGCAUCGAGCAAAGAUGAUGUGGUUGUGGUUGGUUUUGAUGAAGAUAUACUACAGAUGAUGGACCGAAUAACUGACUAUUCAUCCUAUUCCAACCUACAAAUCCUCUCGAUUGUCGGAAUGGGAGGUAUUGGUAAGUCCACACUUGCUAGACAUAUUUUUGAUCGUACAUUGAUUAAGCAACAUUUUGAUAUUCAAGCUUGGGUCACAAUAUCACAAGAUUAUAGUGUAGAAAGUAUUCUCUCUCAAUUACUAGCUUCACUCAAACGAAAAGUAGAUCCAGUUGGAAGGGAUUCGUCGAAAGGAUCCCAAGCAGAGGAGGAAGAAAUUUACAAAAUCUUAUGGGGGAGGAGGUAUCUCAUUGUAAUGGACGACAUUUGGAGUGCGGAAGCUUGGGAUCGCGUACGGAUGCUAUUUCCUGACAAUAGAAAUGGAAGCAGGAUCAUACUAACCACAAGGCAAAUGGAUGUGGCUACUGCCGUAUCGCACAAUAUUCAUAAGAUGGAUUUCUUGGAUGACCAACAAAGUUGGCGUUUGUUCCAACAGAAGGACUUUUAUCGAGGAUUCUUAGAACGCCAAAGAUGUGGCAGAAAAUUGAAGUAA